UUGGAGCCGGCAUGGUGUUCGUCGCCGCUCCUACAAUCAUCAGCGAGCACUUCGUGAAGAACAAAGGCCUGGCCACAGGCGUAUAUUUCUUGGGCGCCACCUUGGCCGCGUUCGUCUUCCCGAAGUUGCUCGAGUACCUCUAUGACACCUACGGCCUGCACGGCACCUUUUUGAUCUUCGGAGGAGUGCUAAUGAACGGACUUGCGUUCAGCCUGUUCCCUCGCACACCAGAGUGGAGGAGGUCCGUUCCCCUCGGACAGAAGCAAGACAGCGCCAAGCAAUCACCCUCAUCGUCCUCUGAGGACGAAAAAUGCGGAACGUGGCGUCACGGAGCUAGCGUAUUCAAGUCACCUAUCCUCUACCUCUUCAUGUACAGUUUCAUCGUUCAGAGCUUCGGCUACGAGUGCUACAUUGCGCUUUUCAUCGACUUCGCUGUGGACCGGGGCGCUUCGCUUUCCACCGCUGUGACUGUGUAUGCCAUGGGGGCGAUUGCGGAGGCCUUCGCGCGGCUGUUGCUUCCAGCCGCAGUCGACCGCGGACUGCUCUCCAACAAGGCUCUCCUGGUGAUCGUCUUCGCCGGCCAGGGUGUAAUACUUCUCGUACUGCCCUUCUUGCACAUUCACGGGCUCAUCUUCGCCGCUUCUGUGGGCACAGCCUGCACAAUUGGCGCUGGCAUGAUCGUGAUUCCCGUUACCGUAGCCUGCUACUUUGGCGUGGAACGAAUGUCAAUGUCCUACGGUGUCAUCGUUGCAUCAGCGGGGAUGUUCUCAUUUGGAAAGCCAGCAGUCAUAGGCUACUUCAGGGACAGAAAAGGGGCCUACGACAUUCUCUUUCUCAUCUGUGGAGCUCUUACGGUGAUGGCUGCUCUUAUGUGGAGCCUUGUUUUCUUGAUAGAAGCAAGACAAGAAAGAAAGAAGACGUCCCAGCAGUGUGCGGCACCCGAGAAUGGAGCCGAAAUUACACAUAUGUGAAGCUCAAAUAAUGCGACUAUGGUAACGCCCCGCCAAGGAUGCUCCAGCCUUGCGUGGCGCUGACAUCACCGCCAUCACAAUCACCAAAUGUCAUUAUCGCAGCUUUCCUUUCAUAGGCUAAACAUAGUCUAUUCAAUUACGCCCUGUGGCAUAUGUCUUUACAGUUUAUAAAAAACGUUUGCAAUGAUUUUCUCAUGCAACUUUCCAAAUGAAUAUAGCUCUGCGAAUACAGCUGCAUUAGAAAGGCAAAGAUAUGGCUGAUAAAAUCGGACAACGUAUCCUACAGGUGCAUUAAGAUGGCCACACAGCGCUGGAACUGUUUAGUUCAUCAUCACUUAUCGAGCAUGCGAACACAUCUGGCCCUGCUGUGCAGAGAGGUUCAGACCCCCACGCAACAGAAAACAAUUGCUGCGUCACGUCCCGCCGGAAACAAAUACGGUUGGAAUGUGUCGUGGUCAUUGUCAUCGGGCCUUUAAUGACAAAAUCGGCUCUAUGCGUCCUUCUGCACUCCGCGUUGUCCAGCACCUGUUGCGACUUUGCCCUUUCGGAGAAUGCUGCGGAAAACCAAAGGAAGUAGUUCUCACGUUCAUCAUACGACAGAACAAGCGGCAUGAAUCGAGAUGGAACAUUUUAGGCAGGGGUCACGCCCGUUUCUUCUUUUUUUACGGUCAAUGUUCUAGAACAUGAGGAGAGAGUAAUGUUCAUGCACAUACCUGGUCCAAGUUGACCCAAUGAGGUCGCCGGUCUGUUGUGAUUUUUUGUCAGGUGGUUUCUAGGGAGCAAACAACGUUUAAAGCUCAGCUCCUGACCCAUUACGAGUGUUAUGGACGUAGGAGCCGAGCUCUCCACGGCUGGCUCUGCCAAAUUUAAUGUGUAAAUUCCAAAGCAAGUAGCUGCUUGUAAAUACUCUGUACAUGACGCCUCAUUCUUUUCUUAGUAUGUUAUAACCAUCUCAUGAAUGUUAGAAGCAACGAAGGCAGUGGCAGCAAUUGAGGACAACACGUUUCUUCGUGAAGUAAGCUGAUUAUGUCGGCUUGAGAAGCAACCGUCAGGGCUGAAGGAACUUUAUCCAAUGACAACCUGCUGAGCUCGCGCCCAAUUGUCUCGCAUUAAACGACCGUUCGUGUCAUCAGUUGAGAAGCGUCAGCCUUUUGCUUCCUCCUCUGGCUAUGUUCUGGCGUUGCAGUGAAUAAAUCUCUUCAGCGCUAGAAGCACAAGGUGGCUUUAGGCACGCUGCGCAUUUGUCUGUCUGUCUGCCUGUCUGUCUUUACAUAUAGACUAUGUAGACAGUUUGAUCUUGCUGCUACCUGCUAGACCAAAAGCGCUCGUCAAACACAUCGUUGAAAUGUUAACAAAUCAAACAUUUAUUCACUUACAACGGAACUGAAGAAACAACGUGCAGUUCAAACAGCUUCUGCACAUUCCUCCUGGCCAAGCCGCUUUUAUAUCGGACACGGGCUCGGCGCAUACAGUUGCGCAUGUCUCAUCACCGCCUAUCGCCCCAACACACGGCCUGCAUGAAAAACCUACAACUGUUAUAAUACAGGGAUGAAAAACUUGACAUACAUCGAAAUGUCUUCAGACAAAAGGCAACGGAAGAAGCCAUGAGGUCGUAGGUUUCUGAGUUCAUAUAUUAUCGUUUUUCUUUUCUCUUUUUUUUGUGUGGUCUUGCGUCAAGUACUUUCCCACAUUUAUUGUUGAGCUUUAAUUCAUAGAAUAUUUUCCAGUGCUUUACUUCCGUUAGUGAUUACAGUACGCAUGCACUUGUUAAUGAUAAAAUGUAGAUUUUGCAAUUUGUGUAUUGCAGUAUGUAUGCUAGUUGUAUACCUGCCAAUUCUCCUGAAUUUUUCGUAAGGUUUACGAAUUUGAGCUGCUUGUACAAUUUACGAAGGUUGCAUCAUGUUUUAUCAAAACUAAAUCAUGUUCGCCUAAAUGUUUUAAAAGUGUUCAGAGAUACGUGGCGGAAGAAAAUUGCAAUAGAUGUAUGCAGAAAAGAUAUUGUGAUGGUACCCCUGCCGGCUCUCGUAUUGCAGCGAAAAACGUCAUUACCAGAGGGGUACCUGCGUCGAGCAAGUUUAUUCAGAAAUGUUCCUGCAGGCCAAACCGUCCCCAGCAGCAGAGUAGUUGAUAGUCACUCAUCAGGAAAAAUCUUGUCAAUAAUCUGCUGUUCAACGUUUGUUGCACCUUGGUGCUGGGUCUUCAGUUAAAUAAUCGUCGAUCAAGUGGGCAUGCAUUUUAUAAAAAAUGUGUGUGCUCAGAGCAAACCUGAAUGCGCGAUACACGCCCAAUGGAUAUUCGCGUAAUAGAUGGGCGACGCCUUGACCGAUGGAACAGGGUGUGCUGCUGCACCUGACAAUGCCGUGUCUUCGAGCAGUGCUGGUGAAUCAACCUACAUUUUCUGUUAAAGUGAGUGUGUACAUAUGUGUAUAUAGAAACAAAUGUAUAUGUGAAAAUGUAAAUUGAAAUAAAGAUAUGACGUCAAGCUUUUUGAAUAAACACUGUAAACUUGUAGA
This is a messenger RNA of Dermacentor silvarum, 3484 nucleotides long. Its product is annotated as monocarboxylate transporter 2. The coding region runs from base 12 to 971 and encodes 319 amino acids. Lineage: Eukaryota; Metazoa; Arthropoda; Arachnida; Ixodida; Ixodidae. The transcript has 2 exons. The record is from RefSeq and is a predicted model, not a curated record. Gene Ontology annotation, biological process: transmembrane transport. Gene Ontology annotation, molecular function: transmembrane transporter activity.